Salvia hispanica is the source of this 2943-nucleotide messenger RNA. The record is from RefSeq and is a predicted model, not a curated record. NCBI's taxonomy places the organism in Eukaryota, Viridiplantae, Streptophyta, Magnoliopsida, Lamiales, Lamiaceae.
UAGCGGAGUAGUAUAUUCUAUUUUCCUAAAUUCCUCUGCUUUUCAAACUCCCCUGAACUUGCCGGCGUUUUUCUACUGCGACUCAAAAAUAUUCAGAUCACUAGCUGUAAAAUUAACUCCCCUAAUUUUUCUCUCUCUCUGGAUUUACGAUGUAUACGUGUGUUUCUCUCUCACACACAUAAAUACACGCACUCGUUUAUUCACGCCACCACUUAAUUGCGGAUUUGCCUGUGUUAAUUGCUGCUGAAUUGUGAAGAUUUUGGCACGGGCGCCACUAAUAAGCAGAUCGCUGGUGUUGGAGGCGAUCGGUGAUCAGUUGGUGCGGUUUUUGACAGGAAUUGCGGUCAAUUUUAUGUUUGGAUGUGGUAAUUUAGCUUUCAGAAUUUAUUCGGUUUUCCAAGAUCGGGACCUUUCCAUUUUAUCAACGGUAACUGAUCCGAUUGGAGCAGCAUAGGCUUGAUUAGCUUUCGAGAAGUGAAGAGUAGCUCUGAGCUUCCAGAAUUGUUUGUAUUUGCUGCUGGAACUGUGAAGAGUAUACAAAGAUUAAGAAGGCACACCGGAAGUUUGCUGAAAAUUUUGCAACUUCCAGAGAUGUCAAACCCGAAGGUGGUUUAUGAAGGAUGGAUGGUGAGAUAUGGGCGUCGGAAGAUUGGAAGAUCAUUUAUUCACAUGCGAUAUUUUGUGCUUGAGUCUAGGUUGUUGGCGUAUUACAAGAAGAAGCCCCAAGACAAUGUGGUGCCUACCAAGACGCUUCUUAUAGAUGGCAACUGUAGGGUGGAGGACCGAGGACUGAAGACUCAUAAUGGACAUAUGGUGUACGUUCUGUCUAUUUACAACAAGAAAGAGAAAUAUAAUCGAAUUACGAUGGCAGCUUUCAACAUUCAGGAGGCACUCAUUUGGAAAGAGAAAAUUGAAUCUGUUAUUGAUCAGCAUCAAGAAUCUCAAGCUACUAAUGGUAACAAAUACAUUUCUUUCGAAUAUAAAUCGGGUGUAGAUAAUGGGAGGAAUGCUUCAUCAUCAGAGCAUGAUAGUCAGUAUAGUGCUGCAGAAGAUGAAGAUGGUUCUCAUCGAAGUUUGUUACGUAGAACAACGAUAGGAAAUGCAGGCCCCCCGGAGUCUGUUUAUGACUGGACAAAGGAAUUUGAUUCUGAUUUGGUUAAUCAAAAUUCAAACAACCAAGCAUUUUCCAGAAAGCAUUGGCGCCUUCUCCAGUGCCAAAACGGUCUUCGGAUUUUCGAGGAGCUUGAUGAAGUGGAUAUUCUUCCAAAGAGCUGCAGUAGAGCAAUGAAAGCUGUUGGGGUGGUGGAAGCAACCUGUGAAGAAAUAUUUGAACUAAUAAUGGGCAUGGAUACGACACGAUGCGAGUGGGAUUGCAGUUUCCAGUAUGGUAGCUUAGUGGAAGAAGUAGAUGGACAUACAGCUAUACUUUACCACAGGCUUCAGUUAGACUGGUUCCCACUGUUUGUGUGGCCUCGUGACCUCUGCUAUGUACGCUAUUGGCGUCGGAAUGAUGAUGGGAGCUAUGUUGUGCUAUUCCGUUCUAGGGAGCAUGAGAAUUGUGGUCCUCAACCUGGAUUUGUGCGAGCUCAUGUUGAAAGUGGAGGGUACAAUAUUUCACCUCUGAAACCCCGUAAUGGGAGGCCCAGGACACAGGUCCAGCAUCUUAUGCAAAUUGAUCUAAAAGGCUGGGGAGUGGGUUAUGUAUCAUCAUUUCAGCAGCAUUGUCUCCUUCAAAUGUUAAAUAGUGUUGCUGGGUUGCGAGAAUAUUACUCUCAAACUGAUGACAGACCCGUGGCUCCUCGCAUUCCUGUUAUGGUUAAUAUGACAUCAGUAUCCAGCUCUUCAAAGAGAAGUAAGAAACUACAGUCAUCUUCUGCUCAUCAUCGCAGUCCUUCACUUGAUCAAAUACAUGCAGCAAACAGAAAUUCUGUUUUACUGGAUGAAUACUCUGAUGAUGAUGAAGAUCUUCAGGCUGAUCAAGAGGCUAUGCCGUCUGCCUUUGAGAUUGAAGACAAAAGAACUGGAUAUGAAGAAGAGUCCACAGACCAAAUAGAUUUGUCCAUAUUCUCCGGUAACCUUCGACGUGAUGAUCAUGACAAGGCUCGUAACUGUUGGACAUUGUCUAAUGGAAACAACUUCAGAGUUCGUAGCAAGCGGUUCUGUUAUGACAAAUCAAAAAUUCCUGCAGGAAAACAUCUUAUGGAUCUAGUUGCUGUAGAUUGGUUUAAAGAUAAAAAAAGAAUGGAUCAUGUAGCUAGACGCCCAGGUUGUGCAGCUAAGGUUGCUUCAGAUAAAGGACUUUUCUCUAUUGUGUUUAAUCUUCAAGUACCUGGAUCGACACAUUAUAGCAUGGUAUUUUAUUUUGUGGCCAAGGAACUAGUACCGGGAUCUCUUGUGCAGAGGUUUGUUGAUGGAGAUGAUGAGUUCCGCAAUAGCAGACUGAAGCUUAUUCCUUCAGUACCUAAGGGUUCUUGGAUUGUACGCCAGAGUGUCGGCAGCACUCCUUGUUUACUAGGGAAAGCAGUUGAUUGCAACUAUAUCCGCGGUCCGAAGUACUUGGAAGUUGAUAUUGAUAUUGGUUCCUCCACUGUGGCAAAUGGAGUCCUGGGCCUUGUGGUUGGCGUUAUUACGACACUUGUGGUUGACAUGGCUUUUCUUAUACAGGCCAACAGUACAGAUGAGUUGCCGGAGCGGCUGAUAGGUGCCGUGAGAGUCUCUCAUAUAGAAUUAUCAUCAGCUAUUGUACCGGUGCUGGAGACUGAUCCUUCAGAUUCUCUGAAAAGUGAAAACUUGGAAACAUAAACGAUAUUACUACUAUUCAAGUACAUAUACUACUACUACUAUAGUCAUUCAAUAUUCAAUAUCACUAAUUCUCACCAUGUAGAAAUUAUUUUUUCCUGACAAUUGAGUUCAAUGCAGUGAAAUUGUCUUGAUUUUACUUCA